AGGACAGGUUGUACCUUAAGGUUUCCAAGAUUAGAGAGAGUGAGAGAGGACAAAGAAUGGUUUGAUUGUAUGUCACUGGAUGAACUGGAGGAUCUUAAAAGAGUAGCCUCAGGUCAUUUAGCUCACCGUCAUUAUGAGGAGGGGGAGGGGGAGGAAGGGGAACUCACCACGUCCAAAAAGAGGAGGAGAGUGACUAGGAUUGAUAGACCAGCUGGUGUGGCCUCCCAGUUCAGACACACUGAUGUAUCCAGUGUGGAGGAGGUAUCUUCUAUGUUUGCUGGUAAGCAGUUUUGUGUCAUUAACGGAACUCCGCUCUUUCAAUAAACAAUAUAUUGAGACUAAGAUUGCUGAGCAUGGAGGUACUUUUGUACAGAAUCCAACUACAGAUACUUACUGUGUGCUGGUUCAUAAACUGGUCGUUAAAGCUAAUAAUAUAAUCAGUAAAGGUAUUUAUAAUGUGGUCAUGAUCCAAUGGCUCCUGGACUGUCUGGAGACCGGGAGGUGUCUGCCAUUGAAGCCCUCACUGAUGUAUAGCACAUCCUCUGAGACUGCUAGCAAGUUCUCUGAAGUAUAUGAUAAGUAUGGUGAUAGUUAUAUUGAUGAUACUAGUGAGACAACAUUGAGAGAAAUAUUUGAUAAAAUGAAAGACAAAAGGAGUUGUUCUGCUGAUGAAAUUGCUAAAAUAGAGUUAGAGUAUUUCCCAAAUGAAUCAGACAAUGGACUCUUCAGACAUUUUAAGUAAAUAAGGAACCUAAGACUAGGAGGGAG
Molecule: messenger RNA, 768 nt
Organism: Amphimedon queenslandica
Lineage: Eukaryota; Metazoa; Porifera; Demospongiae; Haplosclerida; Niphatidae
Product: DNA ligase 4-like
Exons: 8
Coding region: 242-742 (166 amino acids)
Biological process (GO): double-strand break repair via nonhomologous end joining; nucleotide-excision repair, DNA gap filling
Cellular component (GO): DNA-dependent protein kinase-DNA ligase 4 complex; DNA ligase IV complex
Molecular function (GO): DNA binding; DNA ligase (ATP) activity; ATP binding
Source: RefSeq, a predicted model, not a curated record